Frankliniella occidentalis (western flower thrips) is the source of this 3021-nucleotide messenger RNA. RefSeq names its product solute carrier family 35 member C2. The transcript has 8 exons. Gene Ontology annotation, molecular function: antiporter activity. Bases 169 to 1389 code for a protein of 406 amino acids. Gene Ontology annotation, cellular component: endoplasmic reticulum-Golgi intermediate compartment; Golgi apparatus; cis-Golgi network. NCBI's taxonomy places the organism in Eukaryota, Metazoa, Arthropoda, Insecta, Thysanoptera, Thripidae. Gene Ontology annotation, biological process: UDP-glucose transmembrane transport. The record is from RefSeq and is a predicted model, not a curated record.
CAUGUGUUGGUACUUCGGAUGCGGGUGACAGAUUGUUUCAUUCGUUUGUGGAAGGCCACAACAUUUGACAACACAACAACAACAACGACAACGACACAAACCACAGACAACAAGCAAAAGUGUAGCAGAAGGCAGUGAAGGAAGAGACAAUUCACUCAUGGCUGUGAAAUGAGUCGCAACAAAUUCAUUGAAGAAAGUGAUACCAGUUCAUUAAAAUCAAACUCUAGUGACACAUUCAGUUUAAGUUACAAGCCAACAUGGAUUCUUAUGCGCUUCCUCAUUUUGAUUCUUUUUUAUUUUUCUCUUUCUAUUGGCUUGACGUUUUACCAACGUUCGUUACUCCAGGACUUACAUUUCCCUCUGUCUAUUGUGAUGUGCCACCUAUUUAUUAAAUUUGUACUAGCAUCACUAUGUAGAUCAAUUCUUGAGUGGUACUCAGGAUGGCCUCGCCUUCAGACUCCUUGGAAAAAAUAUGUAUCCAGACUGGCCCCUAUAGGUAUAAGCAGUGGAAUGGAAGUUGGUCUCUCAAAUUGGGGCCUAGAGCUUAUAACCGUUUCUUUGUAUACAAUGACAAAGUCGACAACAGUCCUUUUCAUCCUUCUGUUUUCCCUCUUAUUCAACUUGGAGAAAAAGUCAUGGUCCCUGGUUUUGAUUGUGGUGCUGAUUUCAUCAGGAUUGACAAUGUUUACAUACAAGGCGACGGAAUUCAGUGCUAUUGGAUUUGUAUUAGUUCUUAUAGCAUCUUUUUUAAGUGGUAUUAGAUGGACAUUAGCACAGGUUUUUAUGCAACAUACUGAAUCCGGUCAUCAGAACCCCCUUGAUGUGGUAUACCUUGUACAACCAUGGAUGAUUUUGUCUGUACUCCCAUUUGCAGCUUUUUUUGAAGGUUCUCAGGUUGCUAGCAGUUGUCUCCUUCUUGGCUCCUAUGAGCGCCAUAGAGUCAUAACCACAGUAUUGAAAGUAGUAGCAGGGGCUAUUUUGGCAUUUGUAAUGGAACUAUCUGAAUAUUUACUGGUUGUCAGCACUUCCAGUCUUACAUUGUCCAUUGCUAGUGUCUUUAAGGAGGUGAUUACACUGGUGUUAGCAGUGGAGUGGGCUGGCGAUCAAAUGAGCCCUGUCAAUGUAGUCGGUUUAGUUCUAUGUCUUGGAGGCAUUUGUGCUCAUGUUGCCCAUAAGGUUCGAUCCUCUUCAAAGUCUUCCUCAGCUGAUCGUCCUGCCCCAGUAUCUAAUGAAACUGGACAUUCUUAUGAAAUGAGAACUCCAUUAUUAGCAAAUGAAAGUGAAAUGCCUGCAGCGUUUUUGAUGAGUGGUAGCGAGGAAGAAGAUUCAGAUGAAAACUCAGAUAUAUUGUAUAUAUUGAAUCAUCGAGAUCGUGUCACACACAGAUAGUGAACCCUAGUUCACUUUUUCGUUUCUUUCCCUAGAAUGAAUGAAACACAUUUUCCUUUGCUUCAUCCUGUAGAAUUUCUGUUUGUCUGUUAAUGUGCAUUUUCCCAAUCAGUCAGUUUUGUUUAGCUUGAACUGAGCAUUUUGGGCAUGGGACCACAAUCUGUUAAAAGUACUGCUUUUGUUAUGAUUUCUAAUUUUUGUAAAUUUAUUUUCUGAAGGUCUCAUUAACUUUUACUUUUCUUAAUGAAACGGAGAAAAAGAAAAACAUCCAUAUUCAGAGUCAUGUAGCAUAAAUUUUUCUGUUUAAGUCAUUCUUAGCAAUGUUCCUGGUCAGUAUUGAAGAAUUUUGAUGGUUUUACUGACUAUUCUUAAUCCUGAUGGAUAUGUCUUAAGUGUAAAUUAAGUUGGUUUACAAAAUGUGUUUCAAAACACAUCUUACUGUAUUUAUGUUUAAGUUUAAUGCAUUUUACUUAGGUGCUAGAUUUUUUUUAUUUCUAUAAUUCUAUUUUUGACGAUUAUUGUGAUCUAGUUAGUAACCCUUACUUUUAUGUUGUUGUUUUUUUUAUCUAAUGAUAUUAAUUUUUGAUGGUGUAGUAUGAUAUACUUUUUAGAAAUUGCAUCAAUUUACAGGCAGCACAUGGAGUUAGGCUGAAUCUGUCGUAACUUGUCUGGUAUUGGGUAGACUUGUUGUUCUGAGGACGCUAUCCAAGUAGAUGUGAUUUUAAUUCAUCUAAGAAUUAUCAGAUCCUAAAAAUGUCUACCCUUUUAAGACAUCACCAACAGCACCCCCUUCACUUUAAAUUUGACUUUCUCCGAUGAAUUACUGUUAAUUUAUUCUUUUUCUAGAAAUUUGGUUUGCACUUUGGUUGUUAGGAAAGAAUUUGUAAGUUUAUUUAAAGUCAAUUUGAUGUAAAGCAUUGCCUUGAAAGUCAUUUUCUUAAGACAGAUGUUAUUCUUAAGGUAGGAGCUAGAUAGACAUUAAUUUUUGUUUGUUUUUGUUUUUAACUUCUGUAUUUAUAUAGUUGUGAAUCUUAAGUUGUUUUUUGUUGGUCAAUGCAUGCAAUCUAAGAUGAUGAACAGAAUUGUACUUGGUAGUUGUGCCAUUCUGCCAUAGCUAAGAUUGUGAAAAUGUCAAAAUAUUUGGAGCUACCAAACAUAAGGUAGUCACAACUAAUUUUUUUUUUCUUUUCGCUUUAGAAAGGAUUUGUGACUGCUUGUUCAUAGCGAACCUGACCUCCCCAUAACUCCUCUACAGGUGUCUUAAACAUUCCUUUAUUAGUAAGUGGGCUGUGUGUAUGUGAUUUAGAAAAAACAUAGUACACUUUCUUUUUAUUCUUCUAUAAGCUUGUUUUUAAUUUUGAUUGAUGUUUUCACAUACUUUGUUGUAAGUUUGAUGUGAAUUUGAUUGAAUGGGUAAGUUAUGCUUUGGGGUACAAAUUUUUCUGGGUAAGCAAGUGUAGCUUAAGUACACUCUUUAGAGGCAAAUAAAACUGUCAUUUUUGAAAUUUUCAUUUGCUUUCUGUUCAAAUGAAAAUUUGUGGACUGAUGUGGUAACUAGUCUUAAGGUAGGAUGAAUGCCUUCGAAUCAGUGUGGAUGAUGAAAAAGAUAAAACUGUUAUUUUCAAUGAUCAA